Molecule: messenger RNA, 2022 nt
Organism: Symbiodinium pilosum
Lineage: Eukaryota; Dinophyceae; Suessiales; Symbiodiniaceae
Source: the annotation of a GenBank genome assembly
AUGCUCAGAUUCAAGCGCGGCAUGAGAGGGUGGUCAAGAGCGCCUGCACGUGGCGGAGAGCCGGCUGUAGACCACACACUGCGAGGUUUUCACUUCCUUCCACCAACGCCCCUGAGACGGACAGAGAAGGAGAUGCCGCCCGACACCAUCGAGCUCGUCCUCCAUGGACUGAAGGGGGAGCUGAUGAUGGGGCCGGACGUGGUGUCCUUGGGCGUGAGUAUUUCGCAGAUCAAGCAGCGCCUGCUUGUCCACUCUCGACAGGAGGUCAUCAAAGGUAGCGUGACCCGGGCCCUGCAGCUGUACAACUUCAUAGCUCUGGGCGCUGUGGUGCAUUUCCUGCACAAUCGGCGCGCGGUUGACGACCUAGAGAACUUGCGAAAUCUGAGAUUCGACGAGCAGAAGGAAGGUACUGGAAAAUACUCGCCUGACACAUUGUCGCACUUGGCGCAAGUGAGGAGGAGCCUCGGUGCAGCUGGCAGCUCCAAGAGUUUGCCAUCGGACGAGACCAAAGAGGCUCAGGCAGCUCCCAGGAUUGAGCUGGUCGUGGUUGUGUUUGUGCACAUCUACGGCGUUGUGGCCUGGGGUGAUGCUUCUGCAGGCUUUGACUUGCCUCUCGUUGCUAAGCGUGGCGCAAUUCCUCUCUCGCUCACCGACCGAUUGUCUGGAGGGAUAACCUUCGUGGUUGGCAACACGCGCGCUUUCGCGGCAGUGUCGCAGUCAGGUGCAGUCACCACCUGGGGUGAUCCAGCUUGCGGCGGCAAUUCCAACAGAGUCGCAGAUCACCUGAAGUCGCGGGCCUUCCAGAUUUGCCACAAUGAGUGGGCUUUUGCUGCUUUCAGGGAGGGCGGCCAGAUUGUAUGCUGGGGUGAUCCAGACGCUGGUGGGCAGCCAGGGCUCGGAGCUGCCUUGGCAUCUGGUGUUGUGAAGGUCUGCAGCACUGAGUUUGCCUUUGCGGCCUUAAAGGAGAGUGGGCAAGUUGUCACCUGGGGCGAUGCCAGCGUAGGUGGUGACUCCAGCAGCGUCGCUCAACUUCUGCAGAGCGGCAUUGUGAAUAUUUGGGCAAAUGCUGGGGCUUUCGUGGCAGCAAAGUCGGAUGGCUCCUUGGUGAUGUGGGGUGACCCAAGCGCUGGAGGGGACAUGAAUGCCCUCAACCAGGAGGAAGCUCGUGACGUUGAAACCUUGUUCUGCAACAUCCGCGCUUUUGCAGCAAUUGCUCAAGGCGGUCGUGUGGUUGCCUGGGGUGCUCCUGGUUGUGGCGGGGACACCUCAGCUGUCGCUGCACAGCUCACGGCCGGUGUGCGGGACAUUCGGACCAACGGUCGUGCAUUUGCUGCCAUCAAGGACAACGGAGCCGUGGUCGCGUGGGGCAAUCCGGAUUUCGGCGGUGAUGCAAGUGCUGCAAGCCAUCUCAUGCGACACAGCAUCGUGGAUGUCAUCCCCAGCUUGAAGGCCUUCGCAGCUUUGAGGGAUGAUCCCAUGAGCAAUGGCUUCACUGUCAUGACGUGGGGUGAUGCCCAGACUGGUGGAGAUUCCAGCGCGGUCUCUCACAUGCUGAUCGGCAACGUCCAGCAGGUGGUGGCAAACGACUGGGCAUUUGCAGCACGAAGAGACGAUGGUGCAGUUGUUUGUUGGGGCGAUCCGGCCUCUGGGGGUGACACCUCAAUGGUUGAAGACAGAAUUCGACAAGCAGGUGGAGCCGUGGCCUUGUACAAGACCUCCCGGGCUUUCGCUGCGGUUCUGCAAGAUGGCUCCAUCUGCGCUUGGGGCGAACCGAGCUGUGGUGGGGAUUCGAAACCUGCUGAGUUUGAGCUCGGAGAUGAGAAGGUUUUGGACAUGUGUGCAAAUGAUUACGCCUUUGCUGCACGCACUUCGAGUGGAUCCGUUGUGGCUUGGGGCCACAAGCUGUAUGGAGGUCAUAUCGAGGAGGAGGCAGCCUUAAAGCUGCAAUCCGGCGUCACAAAGAUGAUCGGCAACAAGUUCUCUUUUCUUGCAAUGAAAAGAUCGGGCACGUACGUAACAUGA